Pocillopora verrucosa is the source of this 12450-nucleotide messenger RNA. RefSeq names its product 3'-5' exoribonuclease HELZ2-like. Lineage: Eukaryota; Metazoa; Cnidaria; Anthozoa; Scleractinia; Pocilloporidae. Gene Ontology annotation, molecular function: ATP hydrolysis activity; RNA binding; 5'-3' DNA helicase activity. The record is from RefSeq and is a predicted model, not a curated record.
GCAAUUGAACAGAGAGAGGCUUGAUACCCUCAUUUUGUUAAACUCCAGCCUGUUUGAGAAGAACUCGGGAGAAAAGACGUCGACUAAAAGAUGAUGGCACAAGGUGGAUAUUCCUCAACCGAUGAUGGGGAAGAAAGCGAAGAUAUCGAUGACUCCUUUAUUCUUCCUUUUAUGAAUCCAGCUGUCACAUUGUUUGAGAAACAGGGUGAUGAAAAAUUCCAAGCGAAGAUGUACGAAGAAGCUUCAAUGUGUUAUACAGCAGCGAUGGAAGAGCCAAUCAUGCCCUUUAUAGAUAUCUCUAUCAUUUCCGAAAGGCUCUUUCGAAAAAGAGCAGGGUGUUUCCUAAAAAUGGGCAAUUAUCUAAACGCUAUUCAGGACAGUGAGAAAGCCAUUCAAGUGGCAAAUAAUCACAACAAUCCGAACCUAGCAAAGUCAGUUUACAUCAAGAUGAAAGCAAUCAUUUCCCUAGAAGACUAUCCUCCAGCUUUUCCUUUGGCACUGUGGUACAAGCAUUUACUUCCAAAUUGUGAGAAAUCAAGAGCAGCUUUAAACGACCUCAAAGAGAAACUGACGGAAGAGUUUACAAAGGAUGAAUCUGUCAUUGACGAAGUAUUAUUUGAAAUGCUCUCUUUUGCCCAUGGAAUGACAAUGGAUCCAGAUACACUUGAGCUAGCCCUGGAAUGUUACACUGAGUUAUUGGACUUACUAGACUUCCUAAUUAUACCCGAAGUCCAACUUAGACAAGCUAAAUGCCUACUACAAUCGGGAAGAUGCGAUGAAGCAAAAGUGGCCUGUGCAAAAGUCCUAUGGUUCGCAGGUGAUAACGUGGACGCUUUGAGUCUAAUGGGUGAAAUUACACGACAGAUAAGAGAAAGAGAAAUGAGACAAGCGAAGGAAAUGACAGAAUUACAAGGCACUACAGGGUCUCCGUUGGAAAAAGGAAAGGAGAAGAAUGUGGCCAAGCUGAGUAAUUAUACAGAUGAACAGCAAGGAGGUGAGCGGCAAACUGCACAGAGGAAGGAGGAAUCUCCUUUUCAUGUUGUUACAAAUGCGGUGCAAAAGAAGAAGGAAGAUUUAGAUCUAGCACAGGUCGAAAGCGUGAACACCAAAGAACAGGGAAAUAAUCAAAGGAAAAAGAAGAGAAAUAAAGAGAAGAAAAAGAAAAAGAAAGCGAGGAAAAAGGCUCAGAAGAAAAGCGCAAGUUCCCCAGAUCUACCACCGGUGAGCAGCGACAUCAAUAUACCAUCUGAUGAAAGCCUUGACGAAGAUGACUCGCAAGCGACGGAUUCUGUCAUUGGAGAUCCAGAUAUAGGCUUUGGCUCUCUCAACAUAGUCACCUCACCGUUUACACUUAAUGUUACCGAAGUCGAUGGAUACGAGGAGUCAGACGGUGAAGAGUUUAUUCUUACACAGAAUACUCGCUGCCUAGGGUCAACAACAGGAAAUAAAAUUUCCUCAGAUUGUAAACAGACGUUUGGAGGGACAAUUUCCAGUCUUGAUUGGAUUGGCACAUCUGACGAGAAUCCUCGGUCAUCUGAUCUUGCUACCAGCAAACAGCCGAAUUCUCAGCCUAUGGAGGAAAAACCACUUAUAACACAAAGGCAGAGCUUAGGAUUCGGUGAUGCAACGUCGAAUGCUUUAACUCCAGUGACAGCUGAAAAUGUUAAACCAAUUGGUUUAACAUCUCAAACAAUAGUUGCAUCGCAGGGGCAGACGACAUAUGCAAGUGUUACUUCUAGAAACCUGGUCCGCGACAUGAGCCAAACAAGGAGUGAGGCGAAAACAUUUAGUAAUUAUGACGACUUUCCGACUUUGGAUAGAAGCUCUCUUCAGGUAUCAGCGAGCUCUUCUAGUGCUGUCUGGAGCAAUUUAAGAAAAGCUCACCAACUUCCAAAUGAAUCCACUCUUGUUGGCGUAUACUACGACCAAUCACUCAGGAAAAGUCCUGUUCAACCAGGUAGUUCCACUGUUUCUUUCAGCUCUCCCCGACCUGAACAGUGGCAAAGGUCCUUAACGACAGCCCCAAUUAUCCAGGGUUUUCAAAGCGGUGGAAUAGCAAAUGCGUCGACUGGUUCAAGCAAUCGUGUACCCAUUCCUGAAAAGGUUUUUGUUGUUUGUGGCCACUUUUUGAGUAAAAGACCUUCGUGUGACUACGCGCAGGCGAAGACCUGUCAAUGGUGUGAGGAUAGUAGCUUGCUACAUUACGCCAUCUGGAAUGACAUCCACCAUUGCUGGCAAGUAAUAAGGCCAUUUCCUGUGGGUAAGAUUCCCCCCAACGCUCUCCUAAAUGUAUGCCGGCAUUUUGCCAUUAAAGCGUCCUGUCGAAAGGAACCGUGCUCUUAUGCUCAUGGGGAAAUAGAGAAGCAUCUCUGGGAAAAGCAGCGAGAAGGCAGCCUUCCCACCCCUAAAGAGAGUCUACGAGUGUUACGAUCUAUCAACGGCCCAGCAACUACACAGCACCUUACACAGGAGAUAGAUACUAGUUUCUUGCCGCUCCAGACGACGGUAAUUAUAACAGAAUGUGCUACGAUGGCCUCUUUCACAACUUCCACAGGAAACGUGUACCCUGGUGUUGACGCUGUUGCAUCCCAAAGCAAGAUUGCAAGUCUUCAAUUGAGGCCUACCACUGACGUUCAGUCAGGUAAACCCUCAACAUUUAGCCAUAUCUCAGCUACACCUGCACCCGAAGCAGCUCCAACAGGACCCAUUUCCUACCAAAGCCCCACUAAAGACGGAGUUCACACUGCUUCUCCUCUUUUCUCCAGCACAACAGCUAUGGCAUCUGGUGAAUCCUCUCUGCCCCUUCAAUUUUUACUUUCCGACAUAAAGAUUCAAGAGGCGAAUUCUAAAGGAAAUACAUCAUGUACGAGCUCCCUCGCAAAAGAGACAGAAAAUCCCAUUGCACCCAUCGCAGCCUCUGUCAAACCUACUAAUAUGAUGUCAAAAGUACAACAUGUAGGGACUGUCAUGUCUCAUACCCAAGGAGCAGAGAGUUCCACCGCUUCCACUUGCCCUUCAUCUUCGGAGAACACUGAGAUAAUUUCUACUCCAGUUCAAUCGUCUGCGCAAACAUCCAUCAAGACCUCUCAGGGCGUUAGCCAAAGCUGUAUUCCCUCCGAAAGUACUGUUGCGGAACGCUCUACAAAUUCUCAAUCUAUCACUUGGUCUAACGUUCUCAAGACUCCUGGAAGACCUUCUACACCGAUUCAAAAGACGACUGCCAUCCCUACAAACAACUCUUCCAAUGAAUAUAGAAAAGUACCAACUGGUGUUUACGUCGUGUGCGACCAUUUUCUUAAAGAAAAUCUUCAGCGGGCGGCUAGUGUUUCCCACAAAGACAAACCUUGCAAAGGCUGCGAGAAGCGGUCAAAGUUUAAAUACGCUUUCUGGAGUGUCAUUUGGAAACGAUGGGAAGAAAUAAGGCCCUAUCCCAAAGACGUGAAUAUUAAUUUUGCAUUUAGGGUAUGUCGUCAGUACUCCAAACACGAACGCUGUCUUAAAAUACCGUGCUCAUUUGCCCACGGUGAGCAGGAGAAAACCAUGUGGACGAUGGAAAGAGAAGGGGUUCUUCCUACUCCGCGGGAAUUUCUUACUGGGUCAUUUAGUGGCAACCCAUCUGCUUCGGCCGAGAAGUCCUCAGCAAUGCACCUUUCCUCCCAACUUCUUUACAGACCUUCCCCCCCAGGAGUAACAAAUGGCUCCUAUGGAUUAUGCAGAAGUUGCCACACACGUGAACGGUGUAGAUUUGGUAGAGGGUGCAUCUAUGCUCACAGCCAGCAGGAACUGAAUGAAUGGAAACAGGAGUACGAUAGAAAAUUAAAGGAGAAAGCAAAGGAAGAUAUUAAAAAGAGAGAGGAACUGUUUUCUUCAGAAAUGGCAUCAAAAUUCUUAAAAGCGCCUCCGGAAGACCAAGUGGAAUGUCUGCCUGGAGUUGAGGUUAUUUGCUCACCUCAGGAGCUUAAUGUAAAACUUCGGGACAAAGAGCAGUUUAAGUGGAUAUUUACUCUUAGCUUCAAGCCAGAUGAGGUAGGAUCGUUGCAGAAUGUUUUUCUCCUCAACCGAUACCACAGCUGUUAUCACUUAUCAGAAAUUCGUGUUGGCUGCAUUGAAGAAAAGCGUGGCUCUGAGACGUACAAGCUCUUAUACACAGCCAAGCUGGAAGACUCUUGGUACAAGUCUCCAAACUCAGAAAGACUGGUUGGGCGUGUAAAGGUGGCUCUCGCAGUCUCGUUCGAAUCUUCUCUGUAUGGAAGCUUUGAACAGUUGGUUUUAUUUGACUUUGGGAGGAAGCCCUACCUAGUGAAAAAACUCAAUGCUGAUGUUACGAGUGAGUCAAAUACACUCCCCAUCGCACGAGAGCAUCUCGCCUCGCAGGCGCCAGCAAUAUGGGACGAAAGGUCAGUGGAAGUGGUCAGAUUCAACCAGGCAACAAGAGAGGCUCUUAAGGCAGAACACUUGCUAAGGAAGUACAGUCUUCCUAGACAACUAGAAAUUGCUGAUGAGUUUCUGAGCCCUAAGAUCUACAAAAGUGUCAUGCAUCAAUUACUAUUUGUGGAGGAGAGGUUCAUGAAAGAAGAAAUAUCACGUUACACCUUAAAUAAUGCCCAGCUACAUGCACAGCGGAAUAUCUUCAACGAGAUAACUGGAAUGAAGUUUGCUGUGGAUGGCGAAUUGUUUGGUGUCCUCCGUCUGCAGGAAGAAGACGCUCUUAGACCAGACGAUGCAGCCGGUCGUCUCCUUUAUCGCAACGUCAAUUCUGUCUGGCUGCAACUGGCCGAUAGUGGAUCUAAAACGGUUUACGAAGCUCCAGUGGAGAAAGUGGAGAGUGAGAGCGUUGUUCUAAGACUGCCGUCCAAAUUGUGCUCAGACCUAAAGCUACAUGACACCUGUGAUGCUGCCGUUAAUGCUCAGUUCCAGCUGAAUCGGUUGCCUCUUUGUCAGUUGCACGAAGCUGUUGAAAGACUUACCACAGGACAGUUACGUCUCAUAUUUCCGGAUCCAACUGUUGGAACUCUCAUAAGCGAAGUAAAAAUUCGUUGGCAAUGGCUUCUCGACAAGCGUUUGAAUACAAAUCAAAAGAAAAUCAUCGAAAGGAUUGCUUCCCUUGAAGACAAUGCCCUCCCUCUGGUCGUAUUUGGUCCGUUUGGAACAGGAAAAACAUUUACCCUUAACCAAACCGUACGUCUUUUGGUGCAGCUGGACAAAUCGCACAGAAUUCUGUUAUGUACUCAUUCCAAUCGGGCAGCAGACAUCCACGUGGAAUUGUUGCAUGAGUAUCUUACCAAGAAUGGAAUACCUGCAGCAAGGCCUCUAAGGGUUUAUCAGCCAAUGAGAAGACUCGAAACUGCAUCUGUGGUAGCCAGAAAGUAUUGUUUGAUCAAGGAUGACAUGUUUGUUUUGCCUUGUCGGGAUGACGUCGUUGAGCAUCGCGUAGUGAUUACAACGCUGAGCACAUCACAAGUGCUUCUUGAUCUGGAAGUGCUGCACGGAUUCUUCACUCAUAUCCUCAUCGAUGAGGCCGCUCAAGCGCUUGAACCCGAGGCCUUAAACCCGUUGAAGUUUGCGGGAACAAACACAAAAAUAGUCUUUACAGGAGAUCACAUGCAGAUGAGCCCAGAAGUCUAUUCGCCUAAAGCGCGAAGUUUGGGACUUCAAAAGUCACUGGCUGAAAGGCUGUUCGACCUCUAUGAAAAAUAUGAGGCUGAAGCACCCAAGAGGAAUCCCAACCUAAAUAAGGAAUCUAAUGUUAUGUGGCUGACGGAAAACUACCGAUGCAAUGAGUAUAUUCUCAAGUUUCCCUCUGAAAAUUUCUAUGGUAAAAAGCUGAUUGCUCGUGGACAUGAAUCCCAACCGGCGCACCCGAAGUACGGGCCCCUUUUAUUCUUCUCGGCACGCGGUAAAGACACAAAAGAGCAAGAAAAUUCUUAUCUGAACACAUCUGAGGUUUAUGAAGUAGAGAAGAGAGUGAAAGAGAUUGCCGAUAGUUGGCCUGCUGUUUGGGGCCCCAAGAUUCUGUCUGAUAUCGCAGUAUUGUCUUCUUACCGUUACCAGGUCCAAGCUAUACGAAAAAGCUUACGAAAGGUAAAAGAUCUGAGGGAUGUAAAGGUGGAUACAAUCCAUAACGUGCAAGGAGAAGAAUUUCGGGUGCUUUUUAUCAGUACCGUGCGUACAUUUCAUACCUGCAAGCCUCAGCAAGAAGAAUUGCGUAACAAUGGAUCAGGUCAAAAACUUUAUUGGGAGUUUUUGUCUGAUCCAAAGUUACUUAACACAGCCGUGACGAGAGCGAGAUGCAUGGUGGCAGUGGUUGGCGAUCCUGUCUCUCUUUGCACAGUGGGAGAAUGUCGAGGAAUCUGGAGAGAUUACAUCAAGAGAUGUGAUGAUGCUGGUGGCCUGUAUGGGACAACAAUGAAAGAGCUAUCAAGAGAAAUAAGCGCUUCUAUUGCCAGUGUCCAGCUCAAUCCUUCAGCUGAGACAUUCAUUCCAACUUUCGUUCCAAAGGCUGAGAAGAGCUUGGGCGCAAAAGCGCCCGAGGACAAAACAAUAGAAAGUGCCCAAAAGGACGUUUAUGUAAAGGUGAUAGAAGAGAAAGGUGUUGGGAAAGUCCUGGAAACGAAGAGCGACACUCGAGAGGCAAAUGGCCAACAAAUCCUGAGUGAAGGAUCGACGGAAAAUGAUGCCUUGGACAACAAAGGUCGACCCAUUCUCAUCCUUAAGGAUCAGGAUCGGGGUGAAGAAGAGCCUGACGACGGCAAUGCAGACUCAAAAGACUUUCAAGAUAACCUUCUAGAGGACGAGACAGUAUUUCCGAGCGACAUGGACGAAAUAAUUCAGGCAUUUGUCCAAAAAUGUGAAGAAACACUGAAAAUGGACGAAGAACGCAAAUCAAUUUUUGACGACUCCGAAUUCCCUUCUCUUCAAGCGGUGAAAGACUUGAAACAGCGACCAAUCGAGCGCGUACAACACCCUGCAUUCAAGGGUGGUGCUGACAUAAAAGAUCUGUUCCCAGAGGUACGAGUUCGUUACGGCCGUAUUGAAGUGCGCCUUACUAACCUUGGCUUUUACAGAUCUCCCUCUGAAAGAGCGAAACGAAUCAUAAUUUCCUCAAAGCAACAGGAUUUUCUUGAUCCCUCUGUCUUGAGGCAGCUGGUUGCAGACGAACCGGAGAAAUACAUUGUCUGUAAUCUUCGUCUUAGUCCCGAAAAGUUGCACAUGGCUUAUGCAGAGGUAGAAGACACCAAGACGCCAUCUAUUCAAAUCAAAGGAAAGCUCCACCGAGCAUUUGAUAGAGACAAAGUUGUUAUAGAGCUAGCCGAGAGUAAAGCUCGCUCAAAGGCCGAUGAAAGUGAGCCAGCAGUCCAGGGAAGAGUUGUUGGUGUACUUGAACACAUAAUUAGUCCACACGAACGUCAGUUUGUAUGUACAACAGAUUACGCAAAUCCUGCGGUGAUGGUGCCCAUCAACAAAGCAGCAACCAAACUGGUCAACCUUACAGACAAAACCUGUGAGGAUAUUCCAAUGUACAAAAAGGAUCAAAACGGAAGAGCCACGAGGGUAAAAAUGUUUAAAAGAGAGAAAGUCCUCAGUGGGAAGUACCUCUUUGUUGUUAAAUACCUUCAGUGGAGAAGAGACUUCUGCAACCCUCUUGGUAUCGUUGUGCGACCUCUAUCCAGAGGACACGACUUGGAAAGUAGCAUGGAGAUUGCAUACGCUGAGCACGGGGUAAGACGAAAAUUUAAACAACAGACCUUGAGAUAUGUGGAUGAGAACUUUCCCCCAGGAUGGACUAUUCCUGAAGUAGAACGUAAUAAUCGCACCAAGAUUUCUGAUGCCAUCACAAUUGAUCCUCCCACAUCCAUGGACCUUGACGAUGCUUUGACGAUAGAGAAUAUUUCGCCUUCCAAGUUCCUAUUAGGGAUACACAUUGCCGAUGUCAGUUUCUUUGUCAGACCAAACACUCCAUUAGAAGAGGAAGCAUUCUCACGUUGUACUUCAUAUUACCCCGACAACGGACAUGAAAAUAUUCCCAUGCUUCCGCGCCAACUUAGUGAGAAUUUUUGCAGCCUUCUUCCUAAUGAGGACCGUCUUGCAGUAUCGGUUUUCGCCACCAUAAGCGAAGAGGGGAAACUAGUCGGUGAGCCACAGAUAAAACGCACAGUUGUUCGAUCCUGUUGUCGUUUGAGCUAUACUAAGGCUCAGAUGAUCAUUGAUGAAAAAGAUGCUAGCACAUCAGAAAUUCCAGAGGAGAUAAAGGGGAAGGUUAGACGGUUAAGUUCCUUAGCACAAAAGAGUAGAUUUCAUCGCCUCCGAGAUCGAGCAUUCGAUCACUGGCAAAACGAAGGAAAAGAUUUUGAAGCCCACGAGCUAGUAGAAGAAUGGAUGAUUCUAGCAAAUGAGGAAAUCGCAAAACUUUUGUCACAAAGGAACUCUGAAUUAGCACCUCUGAAGAUACAGCUGCCACCAAAAGAUCACAGACUGGCCGAAUGGAUUCAAAUAUACGGCAAGUAUACAAGAAUGUCACUAACGUUAUCCGCAACUUUCACGAAGGAAACAACAGACGCCACCCCACUAGAGGCUUUUCAUGAUGAAAGCAUUAAGUUUAAGAUCCAGAGGCAAGUUUGGCGUGCGAUAUGUCAAGCCGCCGAGUCAAACGAUUUACCCACACUUCAAUACCUGAUUUGCAACGAGAGUAAUCACCCACAAAUUGCCACAGCUGUUUCACAUUUUCGACGUAUACAGUCUAAAUCUCGAUGCGUUUGCGAAGGCGAUCAACCACCGGAGAACAUUUGCCACUACUCUCUCGGAAUACCUCGAUACACACAAUUUACAUCGCCAAUAAGGCGGUAUAUUGAUAUCGUGGUGCAUCGGCUACUAAUUGGUCUCGUUUUGACGUCUUCCACCAAUAAUCACCCCAGCAAAGAUGAAGUUUUAAAGGUGUGCCGACGUCAUACAUUUAUGCAAGACAACGCACGUAAAUUUGAGAAGUAUUGCAAGAGGAUCCAUCUGGCCACUCAGCUCCAGCAACGGUGUCGUGAGACACGAGUUUUCACUGAAUCCAUUCAGCAUCAGUCCUUGCAUCUUCAAAUCUUAAAUAGAGAAGAUGAUCUCUUGGCUAAUAAGAACAAAACAAUUGCCCUUCGUCACCUUAAUUUACUGACCGUGGAUGAAAAAAAAGAACAUCAAGGUGAGGAACAGUCGAUCAUUCUCAAGUGGAAAAUCAGAAAGUAUAUGGCGCCAGAUUUCAAGAGAAACACCACAGAGUUAUCCACUUCCAAUUACAAAGGCACUGACGAAGUGAUCGAAAUUCCUCCUGAUGUUUGGGUUUCUGUGUUGGAUAUGAUUCGAGCUAACGACAAGGAGAAUCUAGUAACCACCAUCAAGAAAAUGCAAGAGAAGCUAAGCGCGAUACCUUCCAGUCGUAGGAAGGACACCUCAGCUCAAACGUCUUUUGGCCAGGUGCAUGAGAUCCAUUACAAGCAUCCUCAUCACAAUGACGAGGCACAACCGUCAUCUGAGGCAGCAGUAGACCAUUUUUACGAGAAGAAAGUUACACUAAGAAAAUACGAUUUCCUCUCUGUGCAGCUCUGUCCUCACAUGAUACGAGGAAUCCUCGAACCAGAUGUCCAAGUAUUUAAGGUAGAUGCUCAUCUCAAUGUCUGCAUUGAACACCGUAAGUAUCCAAGGGAGUCAUUUUCGCACACAGCGAGACACCAAGCAUCAAGGGAACGGUAUGAAAGUAUCGACGAGUACGUAGAAGCUUGGAAACCAGUUAUUGCGAUGGAGGCAGCGACAGAAGCGGUAAAGGAGAAUGAUGGGUUCACCAUUGAAAACCUUAACGUGCUAUGGAAACACAAGGCGGAUUCUGUAAGAGGAGAGUUUGAGCUUCCUUUCAGCUACUGUGAUAGUCGUCAAUUAAAUUUCCAUAUGGGAGAUCUCGUAUGUAUCCGUAUGUCUUACUGCGAAAUAUCGCCUUCUUCGGUGGAAAGUGAAAGCCACGGAAAGUCUUCCAAAGACGGUCUACAUUCUGAUUCAAGCGGAAGUGCUAGUGACUUUUGGGUGGCACACUGCAUUAUCAAAAGUGUUAAGUUUCUUAAAGAAAAACGGAUGGUAAAAGUGAAAAUGUAUCUUCAUCAAUCGGCGUCAACCACACCAGAGGGACUUUCCAACGAAGAGGGUUACAGAUGUACUCUAGAACUCAUCCACAGAACACUUCCUCAAAGACGAAUGUAUGCAGCGCUGUGCAGUUUGAAACACUCAUCUGAGCUAGUUCAUGCCAUUUGCAGAGGAGAGGAGCCUUCAAAAGAAAGUUAUGGCGAACUCCCCACAAGCCUGUUUUUGACACAGUUUGGAUUUAAGAAGUUGAACACAUAUCAAGAGGCCGCGGUCAAAGAAGCACUUUGCCAUCCAUUCACGCUAAUACAGGGCCCACCAGGUACUGGGAAAACCGUAACAGGAGUACACAUCGCCUACUGGUUCGCGGAACAAAACAAGACGAAAAAGUCUUUGAAGCUGUUGAAAAAAGAGACAAGUGAAACUGAAUGUGAUGGAGCACACAAAUCACCGCCUCAAGUUAUUUAUUGUGGACCGUCUAACAAGUCUGUGGACGUGGUUACAGAGCUCCUUUUGAAAAUGCCAGAUUUAAAAGUUCUCAGAGUUUACAGUGAUCAAAUUGAGCAGAAAGAGUUUCCAAUUCCAAACAAGUUGAAGCCAGCUCGAACAACGAGGAGUGAUGACGAACUGAAAAUUUCCAGUGAUCAAAUAAGGUCUGUAUCCCUUCAUCACGUGAUUAGAGGUCCUGAAUGCCCUCAUUCGGAAGAGCUAAGGAAAUAUGAAGAAGGGUUCGCUCAGUGUAAAGCGAUGAAGGAAACUAUAGGCCAAAAGGAAGUCGCCGAUUACCGCAAGGUCAUUGGACUGGCUGAAAAGUGGGCUCUUCAAGAGUCUGGAGUUCAAAUCAUUCUCUGUACUUGCGCCGCUUCGGGAAGUCCUAGGAUAGUCUCUUCUUGCGACAACAUCCAGCAAUGCAUUGUCGAUGAAUGUGGCAUGUGCAUGGAACCUGAAUCACUAGUGCCUAUUACGUGUUCUGGAGCAAAACAAGUGGUUUUGAUUGGUGAUCACAAACAACUGCAGCCUGUAAUACAAGACCACGUCGCAAAGACACUUGGCUUGAGUGUGUCGAUGUUUGAAAGGCACUCUAAACGAGCUACCAUGCUGGAACUUCAGUACAGAAUGCAUGAUGGAAUUUGCGAAUUUCCAUCGAGACAAUUUUAUGAUGGAAAGCUACGUACAGCUGACGUGGUGAAGUCACGUGCUCCUAGUCCAAUUUCCUUUUGGCCUGCACAGAGGAAACUACCAAUUGUGUUCUGUCACGUGGAAGGGCAAGAAGAGUCUGCUGCCAUAGCAACCUCAGAGAGCAACGAGGAGUCCAAGAGAAACAUGAAAGAAGUUCGUAAGGCAGUUCAAAUAGCAAAGCAUCUUGUUAACCGUUACGUGGCCCAUGUGCAAAAGUCAGAUGUGGUCAUUCUGUCACCUUACAGAGAACAGCGAAGCAAAAUCACCGAACUCUUAAAGGGAGCAUAUGAGGAUAUCAAAGUUACAACAAUCACUAAAAGUCAAGGGAGUGAAUGGGAUUACGUCAUAAUAUCGUUGGUUCGAUCCGUGAACCGUGACGAAAUAGAUCCUGAGCCGUCCCUUUCUUGGCUUCGUGAACAUCUGGGGUUCUUGACUGAUGAGCAUCAAAUGAACGUGGGACUCACUCGAGCACGCAGAGGACUUUGCAUUAUAGGAAACAGGUAUCUCCUGGAGUUAGAUCCAGCGUGGAAAAGCUUGAUAGAGCACUACGAAAAGAAUGACUGUCUUGUGAACGAGGACUGGCCUCGGUCAUAAUUGAGUCACAGAAGUAAAUAUUUGUUUAAUCAACAAGACUGAAAUAUACUAAAGUCAGGGGAGAAUUUUUAGAGAACUUUUUCAAGAUUAGAGCUUUUUGUAUAAUCUUCCAGGGAGUGGUGGUUUUGUAGGACAUGACUAGAAGGAAAGGAAUGGAAAGCAUUUCAAAAACUUAGUGUGACGAGAGUGAGGGAAUAUUCCGAUCUCUCUUUGAAGUCAAAUUCUAUAGCUUUUUUAAAUAUUAUUCAAAAAAUUAAGAUUGUUUUUUUAAAAGACGUGUAAAACUAACUUGAGCAGGAUACUGUUAUCCUAUAUUCAUCGCUUCGACAAUUUGGCGUCAAAUGCAUGUAAGUAGCAGUUGGCUAAAUUACUUCAAAUCAGAGGAGCAGAGCUGGAUUACCUCUCCAAAAAUUUAAGACUGACAAUUAUUUUUCUCAAUCAAAAAUGUUUUGUAUUUAAUCUGGGAGCAUAAGUCUUUUUUAAAUCACUAAGGGCAAUCAUAACGCUCACGUUGGAUAUGUAAUACGAGUUUCGCUCCAACCUAAUGCGUUCCUUCUCGCCUUAUUGUGU